Messenger RNA from Spea bombifrons (plains spadefoot toad), 1160 nucleotides. It is a transcript of the gene GOLT1B, whose product is annotated as golgi transport 1B. The record is from RefSeq and is a predicted model, not a curated record. Bases 134 to 550 code for a protein of 138 amino acids. Gene Ontology annotation, biological process: endoplasmic reticulum to Golgi vesicle-mediated transport; retrograde transport, endosome to Golgi. Gene Ontology annotation, cellular component: endoplasmic reticulum; membrane. The transcript is spliced from 5 exons. Lineage: Eukaryota; Metazoa; Chordata; Amphibia; Anura; Pelobatidae.
CGGCUGGAACGCGCUGCGUGUUUCCGGAAGACGUGGCCACUGCAGGAACCUCUCCCGGACUGACAGCCGCCUCUAGCCCGCCAGUCGCCCCGACCCCGGCCGCCUCCAGCCUGAGAGACGCCCCGGCAUCAGAAUGAUCUCUCUAACAGACACCCAGAAGAUCGGGAUGGGCCUCACCGGCUUCGGGGUCUUCUUUCUGUUUUUCGGGAUGCUGCUCUUCUUCGAUAAAGCUCUGCUGGCGAUUGGGAAUGUGCUGUUCGUGGCCGGCUUGGCCUUCGUCAUCGGCUUGGAGAGAACGUUCCGCUUCUUCUUCCAGAAACAUAAAGCUAAAGCCACCGGCUUCUUCCUCGGCGGGGUCCUCGUCGUCCUCAUCGGGUGGCCUUUAAUAGGGAUGGUCCUCGAAAUCUACGGCUUCUUUCUGCUCUUCAGGGGCUUUUUUCCGGUGGUCGUCGGCUUCAUCCGAAGAAUACCCGUCUUGGGGUCGCUCCUCAAUUUACCCGGAAUCAGUUCGCUUGUAGACAAAGUUGGCGAGAGUAACAACAUGGUAUAACAGACCGGCGCACACGCUAUUUACACGCACCUUUCUGCCAGGAAAGUGCAAACCAAGAUUAACCUGUUACUUUCCAGCCGAGGGUCCGCAUCAUGCAUUAGAACUCAGUAUGUGGGGCAGACUGCAGCCCGCGAGCCGUCGGAUGAACCGUCUCCGGAAGCUUCCGGCGGAUCCGGGAACAUAACAGGAUUUCAUUUUAUUUAUGGAAACGCGGAUGAAGCACGAGAGACUUUAACGUGAUGCGUGAAACAUGAUGCGUGAAACGUGACGGGCCGCGGCGUUUUUAAGAAAACAAAAAAAAAAAGAUUAAAAUAAGAAACCUGGGUUAUUAUUAUUGUGCGAAUAAAAGCAGAUUUUGUACAUGUGGUGACGAUCGUCUGCUCGCUCGGAGGGGCUGCGGGGAAACUGCUUGUUUGUGUUGUAAGCGGUCGGUGACCGAGCCGCUCGCCUGUAAAUACUCGCCGAUUCGUUAUUCGCAGAGAACGUUCCGGACGGUGCGACGUCGCGUAUCGGGAAUGGGGACCGCGUCUCUGAUCCAGUCCGAGUCGUUAUGAUCCAUCCCCUGAAAAGCCCCUAUCACUCCCAGCCGAGAAAUAAACGUGUUACUCUG